AUGGCCCCAAAGAUCCAACAAACUAAGGCCGCCAAGGCUGCUGCUGCUUUGGCUGGUGGUAAGAAAGGUAAGAAGAAGUGGAACAAGGGUAAGGUCAAGGACAAGGCUCAGCACGUUGUCAUCUUGGACCAAGAGAAGUACGACAGAAUCAUGAAGGAAGUCCCCGGCUUCAAGUUCGUGUCUGUCUCCGUUUUGGUUGACAGAUUGAAGAUUGGUGGCUCCUUGGCCAGAAUUGCCUUGAGACAUUUGGAGGACGACGGUGUCAUCAAGCCCGUUUCCAAGCACUCUAAGCAAGCUAUCUACACUCGUGCCUAA
Molecule: messenger RNA, 315 nt
Organism: Candidozyma pseudohaemuli
Lineage: Eukaryota; Fungi; Ascomycota; Pichiomycetes; Serinales; Metschnikowiaceae
Gene: RPS25B
Product: 40S ribosomal protein eS25
Exons: 1
Coding region: 1-315 (104 amino acids)
Cellular component (GO): cytosolic small ribosomal subunit
Molecular function (GO): structural constituent of ribosome
Source: RefSeq, a predicted model, not a curated record